Messenger RNA from Dichotomopilus funicola, 2334 nucleotides. RefSeq names its product glycoside hydrolase superfamily. The record is from RefSeq and is a predicted model, not a curated record. Lineage: Eukaryota; Fungi; Ascomycota; Sordariomycetes; Sordariales; Chaetomiaceae. Bases 1 to 2334 code for a protein of 777 amino acids. Gene Ontology annotation, biological process: glucan catabolic process. The transcript is spliced from 2 exons. Gene Ontology annotation, molecular function: beta-glucosidase activity.
AUGAGAAUCUUGGCGACAGCCCUCCUACUUGCCACGGCUUCCAUCUCGGCGGCCGAUAACCGGCCGAGCCUCGACGAUGCCGUCUACAAGGACCCGAAUGCCUCAGUUGACGACCGUAUUGCCGACCUUCUCUCUCGUAUGACGAUUGAAGAGAAGGCAUCCCAGCUCCUCCAGGGCGACAUCCGCAAUUGGAUGAACGAGAAUACGGGCGCGUUGAACGAGACGGGCCUAGAAUGGAGCACGGCGUAUCGCGGGAGCUCGUUUUACGUUGGCGUCCCCGUUCCAAACGACUGGCUUGCAAAGAAUAUCAAGGUGGCGCAGGAUUAUAUCCAGGAAAACACCUACCUCGGCAUCCCCGCGUUUGUGCAGACCGAGGGUAUCCACGGGUUCCUGGCUCACAAUGCCACCAUUUUCAACUCACCUAUUGGUCUCGCCUGCUCCUGGGACCCCUCCUUGAUCCAUGACAUGGCCGUGGCUAUCGCUAAGGAGUCCCGGGCCUUUGGCGUGAACCAACUGUUCGCUCCACUCGCCGAUCUGGCCCGCGAGCUCCGUCACGGUCGUGUCGAGGAGAUGUACGGCGAAGACGGCUUCCUGGUCGGCGAGUUCGCCUAUGCCUUUGUCCAGGGCGCACAGUCUGAAGGGGUUAGCGCCAUGGUCAAGCACUUCGCCGCCUUUGGUGUGACAGAACAGGGGUUGAACACAGGCCCGAUGCAUGCCGGUGAGCGUGAGCGCCGCACGACGUAUCUGCCUUCCUACCGCCGGGCCAUCAUCGAUGGUGGCGCCUACUCCAUCAUGACGGCCUACCACAGCUUCGACGGGAUCCCCGCCGUGGCCGACCCGCACUUGCUCACGGACAUUCUACGCGAGGAGUGGGGAUACCAGUACUUUACCAUGACGGACGCCGGCGCGUCCGACCGGCUAUGUGUGGAUUUCAAGAUGUGCAAGUCGGACCCCAUCGACAAGGACGCCAUUGUCCAGUAUAUUCUCCCCGCUGGUGGCGAUGUUGAGAUGGGCGGCGGUUCUUAUUCUUUUGAGAAUAUUCCGAGUCUUGUGUCGGCCGGCAAGCUCGAUGAGGAGAUUGUCAACACCGCCGUCAGCCGCGUGCUCAGGGCCAAGUUUGAGCUCGGCCUCUUCGAAGCUCCUUAUCCUGGACUGCCAAUAGAUGAGGCUAACAAGGUUCUCCACGCACCGGAGCAUGUCGCGCUGGCGCAAAAGAUUGACGAGGAGUCCAUUGUGUUACUCGAGAACCACAACAAGGUGCUUCCGCUGAAGAAGGAUGCGUCCGUUGCCGUGAUCGGACCCAUGGCACACGGUUUCAUGAACUAUGGCGACUACGUGAUUGUCAACUCCUCCACGCGCGGCGUCACACCCCUCGAUGGCAUCAAGGCGCUCAGUGAGGGAACCGUUACCUAUGCCAAGGGAUGCGAGCGCUGGUCAUCUUCCCAGGACGGAUUCGGCGAUGCUGUUGCUGCGGCCGAAGCGGCCGAUGUGGCGGUGGUUGUCGUUGGGACUUGGUCCCGGGACCAGAACGAGCUUUGGCAAGGACUCAACGCCACGACGGGCGAACACGUCGACGUGAACAGUCUCGACUUAGUGGGCGCGCAGGAACCACUUGUCCGGGCCAUCGUGGCCACCGGAAAACCUACCAUUGUCGUCUUCUCUUCCGGCAAGCCUGUCACGGCACCCUGGAUCUCGGAGAACGCAGCCGCACUUGUGCAGCAAUUUUACCCAUCGGAGCAGGGCGGUGCCGCGCUCGCCUCCAUUUUGUAUGGUGACGUCAACCCCAGCGGGAAACUCUCAGUUAGCAUCCCGUACACUGUCGGCGAUCUCCCCGUUUACUACGACUACCCGAACUCAGGUCGCCCGUCCACCCCUGACGCGGGUGUGGCAUACGAGAACGGCACUUUGAUCUUUGGCCACCAGUACGUGUUUGGCAACCCUAGCCCACUCUACGAGUUUGGCUAUGGUUUGAGCUAUUCGACAUUCACGUACGGUAACGUCACGGUUAACAAGAAGACGGUUACGCCUGAAGACACGGUUGAGGUCAGCGUAACGGUGAAGAACACAUCCGAGCGGGAUGGCAAGGAAGUGGUGCAGGUCUACGUAAAGGAUGUGAUCGCUAGCAUCGUGGUGCCCAACAUCCAACUCCGGGGCUUCCAGAAGGUCGCGCUGAAGGCGGGUGAAGCCAAGCAGGUAACCAUCAAGGUCAAGGUGCAGGAUCUGGGAGUUUGGAAUGCGCAGAUGAAGUAUGUUGUAGAGCCGGGCGACUUUGUGUUUAGCGUGGGCACCUCAAGUAGCGAUUUGAAGGGGAGCGUCACUGUUGUUGUGGAGUAG